This is a messenger RNA of Paramecium octaurelia, 231 nucleotides long. The record is from the annotation of a GenBank genome assembly. Lineage: Eukaryota; Ciliophora; Oligohymenophorea; Peniculida; Parameciidae.
CUUCAAAAUUUGGAUGUUUAUAAACUACCAGGAAGACUAAGAUAAAAUCAUUAAGAAUUGUUCAUAAUUUUAUUAGAAAAUCCAAUUCACUUGCAUGGCUUUGAUCUAAGUUUGCCCUUAGUUUAUAGAUUCUGGUUAAUUUAGAUGUAAGGAUGCAUUUUCUAAUGAAUAAGAGCAAUACAGAAGAGUCAACCAGAUAUUUUCAGCUCUAUUUCUAAUAAAUUGAAAAUA